Messenger RNA from Cervus elaphus (red deer), 1647 nucleotides. RefSeq names its product zinc finger protein 622 (gene ZNF622). Gene Ontology annotation, biological process: ribosomal large subunit biogenesis. The record is from RefSeq and is a predicted model, not a curated record. Gene Ontology annotation, cellular component: preribosome, large subunit precursor. The transcript has 6 exons. NCBI's taxonomy places the organism in Eukaryota, Metazoa, Chordata, Mammalia, Artiodactyla, Cervidae. The coding region runs from base 144 to 1559 and encodes 471 amino acids. Gene Ontology annotation, molecular function: nucleic acid binding; zinc ion binding.
UGGGGAUGACACCAUUCAGUCCGGAAGUCAACUCUCAGUCCGGAUCUUCGUGGGCCUGAAGGUUUGUGGCGUGAGCAUUUGGUGGGGUCAGGCCUCUGGUCGCUAGAUUUCUGCCUCGGUCGCGCUUUAUUUCCCGCCUGGCUAUGGCGACCUACACCUGCAACACCUGCCGGGCGGUGUUGGAAGACGCGGAGGCGCAGCGGGCCCACUACAAGACAGACUGGCACCGCUACAAUCUGAGGCGCAAAGUAGCCGGCAUGGCCCCGGUCAGCGCCGAGGGCUUCCAGGAGCGGGUGCGGGCACAGCGGGCCCUGGCGGAGCCGGAGAGCAAGGGCGCGGCCACCUAUUGCACCGUCUGCAGUAAGAAGUUUGCCUCCUUCAAGGCCUACGAAAACCACCUCAGGUCCCGGCGGCACGUGGAGCUCGAGAAGCAGGCGGUGAGUCGGAAAGUGGCGCUCAUGAACGAGAAGAACUUGGAGAAAGGGCUGGGCGUGGACAGUGUGGACAAGGAUGCGGUGAACGUGGCCAUCCAGCAGGUCAUCAAGGCUCAGCCGUCCACGUCUCCCAAGAAGGCGGCGCCAGCGCCCGAGGCGGAGCCCGGGUGUCCCGUGGCCGUCGGAGGACGUGGGACUCAGCCGCGAGACCCGGGCGAGAAACCUCCCCGGCUGCAGUGGUUUGAACGGCAGGCGAAGAAGUUGGCGAAACAGCAGGGGGAGGAAGAGAGUGAGGAAGACCUGGAUGGGGACGACUGGGAGGAUAUUGAUUCUGAUGAGGACUUGGAAUGUGAGGAUGCUGAAGCCACGGAGGAGGAGGAGGAAGAGCAGGAUGCAGAGGAGGAAGAGGCAGGAGGAAGCACCCCCCUUGGUGCCAUUCCCAUAACGGACUGCUUGUUUUGUCCACAUCACUCAAGCUCCCUCACGAAGAAUGUGGCUCAUAUGACCAAAGUCCACAGCUUCUUUAUUCCUGAUGUAGAAUAUCUUUCAGAUCUUAAGGGACUGAUUAAAUAUUUGGGAGAGAAAGUUGGUGUUGGGAAGAUUUGCUUGUGGUGCAACGAGAGAGGGAAGUCCUUCUACUCCACAGAGGCGGUACAGGCGCACAUGAAUGACCGGAGUCACUGUAAGCUCUUCACAGAUGGGGACGCUCUUUUGGAAUUUGCAGACUUCUAUGAUUUUAGGAGUAGCUACCCAGAUCACAAAGAAGGUGAGGAACAGGAUGAGACUGAAGAGCUGCCCUCAGAAAAGACCCUGGAUUAUGACGAUGAAACCAUGGAGCUGAUUCUCCCUUCUGGUGCCAGGGUGGGUCAUCGCUCCUUGAUGAGAUACUACAAACAGCGGUUUGGCUUGUCGAGAGCUGUGGUGGUUGCUAAGAAUCAGAAGGCUGUGGGCCGGGUCCUGCAGCAGUACAGAGCCCUGGGAUGGACUGGCAGCACAGGAGCAGCUCUGGUGCGCCAGCGGGACAUGCAGUAUGUCCAGAAGAUGAAGUCAAAGUGGAUGCUGAAGAUGGGGAUGAAGAACAACGCCACCAGGCAGAUGCAUUUCCGGCCCCAGGUGCUGUUCUGAUCGGCCAGGGGCUGGAACCACGGUCCUUCUGCUGCUACUUCCCCUGUACUUCCUCAGUCCUGACCUGAUAAUAAAAGUCAGGAUCACA